AUGGAGAAGAACGAACUCGACGCAAAGCACUCCCACGAUCUCGUGGAAGAUGGGCUGAACGAAUCCACCGACAUAGCUAUCUACAACGAAAAAGAAACCAAGGCGAUUCUACGGAAAAUUGACUGGCGCCUGCUUCCGAUGUUGACUGUCCUCUAUGUUCUGUCGUAUAUCGACAGGAGCAACAUGGGCAAUGCAAAGGUCGCUGGAAUGAACGAGGCACUGGGCCUGGUCGGAUCCCAGUAUAAUAUUGCGUUGACCGUGUUUUUCUUCCCCUACGCCUUACUCGAAGUCCCCUGCAACAUGGUGUUAAAGGUCCUUCGUCCAUCGAUUUGGAUUGGAGCCAUGAUGCUCUCCUGGGGAACAGUCAUGACCCUGAUGGGCAUUGUCAAGGAUUUUGACGGGUUGGCUGGAGCCAGGACGGCUCUUGGAGUCGCAGAAGCAGGCUUCUUCCCAGCAAGUACAUAUCUCCUAACAAUCUGGUACCGACGACUAGAGCUGCAGAGCCGGAUGGCCGUCUUCUACAGUGCCGCUUCAUUCUCCGGUGCAUUCUCCGGUCUCCUGGCAUUCGCCCUACAGAAAAUGGAGGGAAUUGGCGGCUUAGGAGGAUGGCAAUGGAUUUUCAUUGUCGAGGGCUUAGCAACUGUUGUUGUUGGUGUGACCUGCUUCUGGCUGCUUCCUGAUAGCCCCGAAACAGCGUCGUUUCUUCAGCCGGAGGAAAGGCGGUUUCUGUGUUAUCGUCUGAGAAAUGACGCUGGGACAGAGGCAGGCCAGGUCGAUCUGCACGAUAAGUUCCACUGGCCGACCAUUUGGGGCGUAUUCCUCGAUUGGAAGAUCUGGCUUGCUGUCAUCGUCUACUGGGGAAACACCGUCUCUAUAUAUGGAUUCACGUACACUGCGCCUAGCGUUAUCCUCGGCCUUGGAUACUCUGAAGCAAACGCCCAGCUGCUGACUAUUCCUAUUUACACGCUCGGUGCAAUCGGUACGCCUAUUAUUGCUGUCUUCUCCGACAGACAUAAGACGAGAUGGCCGUUUAUCAUCGGGCCUUACUGCAUUUCUGCAAUCGGAUUCCUCGGUCUCUUAUCUAUCCCCCAUCCAGCCUUGCCGGGUCUCACGUACGCAUUCCUGUUCUGCAUCCCGGUGGGUGUGUACCCGCCUCUAAUCGGGCUGGUGUCAUGGGUCGGGAACAACCUGGCCCCCUCUUGGAAACGAGCAGUAGGAAUGGCUUUACUGAUCUGCAUGGGGAAUCUGGGCGGCGCUGUUGGGAGUAAUAUCUACCUGGAAAAGCAGAAGCCACACUACUGGCUUGGGUUUGGGUUUGAGCUCGGGGUGUCCAUUGCGGCUAUCCUUGCUACGGUUGCGUUGAAGUUUGAGUAUGAGAGAUUGAAUCGUGGCAGGGAGACUGUUGAUCCUGAUCAGAUUCGGGCGAGAAUCAGCGAUCAGGAACUGCUGCAGAUGGGGGAUAAGAGUCCGCUGUUUAGGUAUAUUGUGUAG
Aspergillus versicolor CBS 583.65 is the source of this 1491-nucleotide messenger RNA. RefSeq lists its product as uncharacterized. Gene Ontology annotation, biological process: transmembrane transport. NCBI's taxonomy places the organism in Eukaryota, Fungi, Ascomycota, Eurotiomycetes, Eurotiales, Aspergillaceae. The coding region runs from base 1 to 1491 and encodes 496 amino acids. Gene Ontology annotation, cellular component: membrane. The transcript has 5 exons. Gene Ontology annotation, molecular function: transmembrane transporter activity. The record is from RefSeq and is a predicted model, not a curated record.